AUGGACGACAUGCUGUCCGACCUCUACGCUAUUCCCUCUCCCGAGCAGCUCGACAUUCGCAAAGCCAGUAUCAUUAGUACGGAUAGUUAUACUGAUGAAAAGCACGAUUUCUUCCCGCUAGGCUUGAAGCAGAAGGAGCCCAACUUCGGACUGCUCUUCGACAUUGACGGUGUUCUUUUGCGUGGAUCCACCCCAAUUCCAGAGGCCAUCCUGGCCAUGGAUCUGCUGAAGGGACGCAAUGGCAAACUCCGGGUUCCGAUCGCCUUCGUCACCAACGCUUGCGGCGACGCCCAGGCAAAGGUUGACCAGCUAUCGUCCAUUUUUAAAAUUGACCUCGAACCCGAGCAAGUGAUCUUCGCUCCCAGCCCCUUCCAAAGCUUCAUGCACUGGCACGACAAGCGCGUGCUGGUAGUUGGCCAGGGGGACAUGAAGGCGAUCGCCGAGGGUCUCGGCUUCACGUGCGUCUACACGAUGGAGCAAGUCGCCGAGGCCUACCCUCUCCUCGACAUGGUGAACCACGACAACCGAAAGACUGUGGCUAAAGGAUACAAAGAGAACAAUGACUUUCCUCAAAUUGAAGCUAUUGUGCUGAUGGGCGAGCCUAUUCAAUGGGAAAUGUACUUACAGCUUCUCAUAGACCUGUUAUUGACCAAUGGAAAGCCCGACCACAAACCCGACGUGAUGCCAAAGAGCCACCUGCCAGUUUUAGCCUGCAACAUGGAUCUCUUGUUCAUGGCACAGGCCUGUAUGCCCAGGUUCGGACAUGGAGCAUUUCUUGUCUGCUUGGAAUCACUAUACGAGCGAGUCACGGGCUACCCAUUGAAAUACACAGCCCUGGUUGGCAAGCCAAGCGAAAUUACUUACCGGUUUUCCGAGCAUAUUCUGAGCAAAACUGCCAAACGCAUGGGCAUCACACGGCCUCUAAGGAAGAUUUACUUCUUUGGAGACAACCCGGAAGUGGAUAUCUUAGGCGCUAACUUAUACAACAUGUACCUCCGCCGCUAUCGACGGUUGUCGGGAGGGCGCGAAGUCUCGGCCCCGGAACAGGGGCAACUUGACAAAAAGGCUGCUGUCGCUUCGUCGCGCACCGUGCCUCCGGAUGCCGCUUUUCUUCCGCAAACUGCGCGCGGAGUUGAAUCUAUUCUCGUACAAACCGGUGUUUACAAGCCUGGUGAUCGUGAACUACGGCGUUCGAAGCCUCUGCACUGUCACCGCGACUUUACAGGGGCUACAGAUCUCAUAUUGCCCAGUUUCGAAGCCACAAAUGUGCUAGAGGGAAUUAAACUUCUACUUGUCGAAGAAUACUUCGAUCCUAAACUACCGUAA
Mesocestoides corti is the source of this 1326-nucleotide messenger RNA. Lineage: Eukaryota; Metazoa; Platyhelminthes; Cestoda; Cyclophyllidea; Mesocestoididae. The record is from the annotation of a GenBank genome assembly.